GAGCCUGGGCCGAUCCCGGGUCCAGCUCCAGGGAGGGGUCUGGAACUGCUCUUGGCCUUCCUCCUCCCGGAACCUCUCCUACUCGCAGACUCGCCCCUUGACUUUGCUCAGCAUCCUCCAUUAACAUUCCCCUUGCUCAGCCACAUGUUGCCCAGUGUUUAGUGCUAUCUGCCUUAGUCUUCUCAUCUGUAAAAUGGGGCUUUUAGAAGUGCUUGGGCUGCUGCCCCAGGCUAGUGGCGCCCCUCCCCGGGAGGGCUAUGAGAACCUAGGGCUAGAUUUGUCCCAGUAUGGGAUGUGUAGGAGGCACUCGCCCUUCCCUAUUCAACCCAUCUUUGAACCCUUAGGAGCGCGGGGGCGGGGAGAAGGCGGACAUGGAAGGAAAUGAGUGUUAAUUCUGCCACGUGCCGCGCUCGUGGAAACGAGGCAAAGCCCCGGAGGACUGGGGAUUUCGCCAGCGAUUUAAGGGCUCUGGGGCACAGUCCUGCCGGAGCCUCUGUUUGCGGAAAUGCGGGGUGGGAGAAGACCCGACAAGCGCCAAAGAGCCGGUGGGAAACCAGAGGACAAAGAAGCCUCCCUUCGGCCGCGCCUUUGUCCGCGCGCCUGACGUCAUUGCCCGAGAUUCGCCCCUCCCACCACUAGGCGUCACGUGGCGCGUCCCGUCCCAGGAGCGCCCUGACUUCCGGCGUGGUGGGCGCCAUCUUAAUGAAAGUCCUUGCUCCCCGGUCCGAGCUCCAGUUAGGCCGGAAGUGGACGCCGACGGACGCGCAGACGUGUGCACGCGUAGCCAACAUGAUGGAGGCGUCCUGGCGCGUUCUGGCCGAGGCGCGCCAGCUGCUGAGGCGGCCCGCGCCUGGGCUGAUUCCACGGAGGCUGCGGCACAAGAAAAAAUGGGCCUCCACAGAGCCAAAGUUCUCCUCCGCCCGCUUGGCCCUGCAGAAUUUUGAUGUGAACUACAAGGUGCAGUUUGGAGACCUGUGGCCCUCCAUCCGGGUCAGCCUCCUCUCGGAGCAGAAGUACGGGGCUCUGGUCAACAACUUCUCCACUUGGGACAAAACCGCCUCCGAGUUAGAGCAGCUCAAGGCCAAAGAUUUUGUGAUGGAGGCACAGAGAAGGGGCCAGCAGGAGGCCCUCUCCAAAGAUCCCAGUGCCCCUGCCCUUCCUCCAGAGCUUGAGACACCCCCCCCGCCAGCAACCCCCUGGCCCUGCAGCCCCAACCUGCGAUGCUACACGUUCACCAGAGGGGACAUCAGCCGCUUCCAUCCAUCCAGGGCCGGCAGCCUGGGCCUUCUUGACUACUACCUCCUGGAUGCCUCCUCCUUGCUGCCUGUGCUGGCUCUAGAUGUGCAGCCGGGUGACGCCGUCCUUGAUCUGUGUGCUGGGCCCGGGGGGAAGACGCUGGCCCUGCUCCUGACCGGCUGCUGCCGUCACCUGACAGCCAAUGACAUCUCUGGCUCCCGAACCAGGAGGCUGAGGCAGGUUCUGCGCAGCUACGUACCCCAGGAUGUGAGCCAGGUGCGAGUCACGUCCCAGGAUGGAAGGAAGUGGGGAGACCUAGAGAGGGACACUUAUGACCGGGUGCUGGUGGAUGUGCCCUGUACCACUGACCGACACUCGGUGCUGGAGGAGAACAAUAACAUCUUCCAGCGCUCGCGGAAGUCCGAGCGCCAGAUGCUGCCCAUGCUGCAGGUGCAGCUCCUGGUGGCUGGCCUGCUCGCCACCAGGCCCGGAGGGGCGGCCGUCUAUUCCACUUGCACCCUCUCCCACCUGCAGAACGAGUAUGUUGUGGGCGGGGCCGUCGACAUUCUGGCCAAUCAGUACCAGAUCCACGUCCAGGUGGAAGACCUGAGUUGCUUCCAACAUCUCUUCCAGGACACCUUCUCCUUCUUCCCAUCGUGCCGCAUGGGAGAGCUGGUUCUCCCCAUCCUUUGGGCCAACUUUGGACCCAUGUACUUCUGUAGGCUACGGAGACUGACUUAGCAGCUUGGCUGCCUGAGCCUCCUUCCCCUGCAGAACUCCUGUGGAUUUCCAGCACAGAGGCCCAGGAGGACCCGGGGAGGAUGGGUGGGAGAUGGUGGGAAAUGGGAUGGCACCCCCUCCAUUCUGCCUCCGUGACUCAGGGCCUGAUUUACUUUGCUGCCUCCUGAGAGAGCAAAGGGAGGGGCCGGCCUUCCAGCGGGCACAAGGAACAGUUGGGGGAGGCUCUGGCACAGUCCGGGGCACAUCACUCAUAUCGAUGGCUUCCUCUCUCCCUUGAAGAUCCGGAAGACUUAGGGCUCCUUACCCCUCUAGACCCACAACAGUGUUAAUGGGACUGUGGGCAGAGCAGAGUGGCUGCUUCAGCUUUUGUUUCCUUAAAGUCCAUCACAAUGCCUGGCAUACAGUAGGUACUUAAUAAAAGCUUAUGGAUUGGC
This is a messenger RNA of Antechinus flavipes (yellow-footed antechinus), 2411 nucleotides long. RefSeq names its product NOP2/Sun RNA methyltransferase 4 (gene NSUN4). Gene Ontology annotation, molecular function: methyltransferase activity. NCBI's taxonomy places the organism in Eukaryota, Metazoa, Chordata, Mammalia, Dasyuromorphia, Dasyuridae. The transcript has 6 exons. The record is from RefSeq and is a predicted model, not a curated record. Gene Ontology annotation, biological process: rRNA methylation. The coding region runs from base 703 to 1977 and encodes 424 amino acids. Gene Ontology annotation, cellular component: mitochondrial large ribosomal subunit.